CAUACCUGUCGCGCUCUCGGACGAUGGCCUCAAAAUUACAGGGCGCCCUCUAUUGUAUUCGUGAAAAGAAGCCGGGGUUUACAUAAUCCACAAUCUACUCGUCAGUGUCGUCACCUACGCUGCACCUCUUCGUUAGAAAGUUUCAGGGGAAUCGUUUAUGAUGGUGUCUGCUGGUGUGGUUGCCUUGGCAACCAGUGCAUCAAUUCUGUCCGUGUGUCUGGCAGCUUUUAUCCUUGCUGUAGUGUUUCUGCACUAUCAGCAUCACAAGUACCGUCAUAUUCCAGGGCCAAAAAGAAAAAGCUUUUUCUUGGGAAAUAUUCAAGAUUUCAAGGACCGUGUAGCUGAAGGCGGACUGUUUGAGGAUGUCGUCAAGGACUGGAGCGAUGAGAUUGGGCCAGUUUGCAUCGUUUGGUUGUUUCACCGAUGUAUGGUCUACUUCCAUGACACCCGGGCCAUUAAGGAAAUCCUUGUGUCCGGGAGUCUCCGGUUCCCUAAAGGCUGGACCUAUGACGGCGUCGCUACCAUCUUUGGAGCUCGUUUCCUGGGCCGAGGUCUGGUGACUGAGAGGAACCAUGCACUAUGGCUCAAGAGACGGGAAAUAUUCAACCCGGCCUUCAACCGUAGCUACCUGAAGACUUGUAUCAAUCAGUUCAAUGCUAGCUCGGAUUUACUGGUGGCCUACCUGAAGUCCAAGGCCGAUGGCAAGACAGCUGUGGCACUUCUACAUGAGCUGAACAAAGCUACCAUAGAUAUCAUAGCUAAGGUUGCUUUUGGUUCCGAUUUCCACCAGUUUGAUUCUGAGAAGGUCACCUCGUUUAAUGAGGAAUUCGAUACGGCCCUGAACGGGAUGAAAACACAGUUUGAGAAGCCGUGGCACAAGCUCAACCCAUCGAGAUCAGCGCGGGAAUACCGCAGCAAGGUUCGCAAGGCCAUCGGCAAGUUGAGAGAGACCGGCAAAGUGAUCAUUGGGAAGCAGAUGAGCGCUCUAGGACGAGGGGAGCAACUGAGUAACAACAUCUUGUCCUUCAUCCUUCAAGCCUGUCAGCUUUCCACCUCGGGAGGGCUGGAUAUGGAAGAGAUGGUGGAUGAAUUCACCACCUUCUUUCUGGCUGGCAAUGAGACAACUGCCAAUCUCUUGGCCUCCGCCAUGUUAGAACUUGGUCAGCAUCCAGAGGUCAUGUACAGACUGAAGACAGAGGUAGAUGCUGUUGUUUCAGAUAAAGAAUUCAUCCCAUAUGAGGAUCUGUCCAAGUUGGAAUACAUGGUGGCGGUCCUGAAGGAGACACUGCGUAUUCACCCCCCAGCUGCCGGUACGGUCAGAACCUCCAUAGCAGACACGGUGAUAGACGGUAUCAAGAUACCCGCUGGCACUACACUGGGUGUAUCCUUUCAUGCUGUGGGCCGAAGCGAGAGAUACUGGAAGAAUGCCCUGCAGUUUUCUCCGGACCGUUUCCUUCAUGGGGAUGAAAGUUCCACAGGUGCUUUCAUGCCGUUUUCAAUUGGCCCCAGGAACUGCAUUGGCCAACAGUUUGCAUUGAUCGAAGCUCGCGUGCUGUUGGCCAAACUCCUGCAGGCUUUCAACUUCAGUCUGGUUCCGGGACAGGACUUGGGAUUCAUUGUGGAAACCACCAUGAAACCGAAGGACGGAUGCCAGGUCUUGAUAACACCAGUUGAGGGCGGUGUUCAACAUCCAACCAGCAGCCAGUAAUCACGGAAACACCAAAUAGCUCUCAUCAUUGGACAUCAUGUGGGCAAUAAUAUAAGAUCGGAUGGCUUCCAGGGAAUAUACAGGAAUACAUUGCAUGAGCUGUAACAGUAUAGCACUCGUCUGUGCUUUGUGCAAUAUUGUUAUAGCGAGUGCAAUAUAUUCUUGUAUUCCCCCCCCCCAAAAAAAAAAUCCAAUAUUAUUAUUUAUAUCAGGCUGACUUGAUCCACAAGCAAUAAAUUUCAUGACACUGUCUUUAUUUCUCAAAUUUCGUUGAAUAUUCUUCGCUUACCGAAACAAAUUUCUCACCGCUCGAAGCUGCCAUUCUGGUGGUUGACACUAACAGUGCGCAUACACCCUGCUACACGCUGCGUCCACGUAGGACGGUACCACAUGCUACGCUCAGUUGACUGGUUGACAAGUGUGAAUUUCUACACUCUUGAUUGAGCGGGAACCAGUGAAAUUUGUUAGAAAUGCCUGGAUGAGGACAAUAUCAAAAAUAAUAUUGUCCUCAUCUGGGUACUUUUACCGACAUAAUAUUGCAGUCAUCUGGGUACUUUGUACGAAAACAUACAAUACGCUGAUGUAUUUGUACCACUUGAAGCCUGAUAUAAUAAUAACGAACAUUGGUUUAAAAGGAAUACCUAAUUCAUUUUUAAUGUUACCUUGGUUUCCCUGUAACCAUCUUUUGCCCAGUCUUUGUACUGCCAUUCCUUUGGGCCUUUUAGAACUCUUAUUUCCAUAUUCCUGACCAAAGAAAUGAUGCCAUCUAAGACAGAAGCAAAAUGAUUGCCAUUUUUGUGUCUCUGGUAAAAUAUUUUAUCCGUGUGUGCUCAGGCAACAGCACCCUCAGGUAUAAAAAAUCAUGAACAUUGAACAGUUUUAAAUUAGCAAUUUUAGAUAAACUUUUGUGUGGCAUUCACAUUUCCACGUUUCUGUCACCUUUAGGACAAUAAAAUUCUAUGAAUUUUCCCACGACCAAAUUAUGAAAAUCCAUGACCUAGUUCAUCAAAAUGCAGAUCAAAAGUGCAAAACUUGUUCUGUGAAAAGUGCUCAGCAGAAACAACAAAACAGUGCACUUGUCUUUCAAAAUCUCUCACAUUUAGUCGGGAAUAAAUUAUACAUUAUGAGUGUACACAGUUUAAAAUAUCAAAUAAAUUAGUCCUCACAAAAUUCCUUAAUUUUCAUGACUUCUGUCAUUUUUGACAAAUGUCCAUGACUUUUCCAGACUAUAGGAAAUUGAAAAUAAAAUUCCAUUCCAUUUUUUUGCAGAAUGCGGGAAUGCAGGUUCACAAAUAUGUUUAGAAAGAAACAAACCUCAAAACCAAAGAUAGAAUUUUUUCCAACUUGAAAGGUCACCAAAAAACAAUUUAAAAAACCCGUACUAUUGGAGAUUGUAUUAAUUUUGUUAGCUUAACUUGUGUAGUUUGUUUUUUAUUUCUUAAAAGAUUUGAUUUAUACAGUUUGAAAGUGCAACAGGGUAUACUUUUAGCUUUACUAAAAUAGUUUCACCUUUAUUUUAAUUUAA
Molecule: messenger RNA, 3233 nt
Organism: Patiria miniata (bat star)
Lineage: Eukaryota; Metazoa; Echinodermata; Asteroidea; Valvatida; Asterinidae
Product: cholesterol 24-hydroxylase-like
Exons: 14
Coding region: 158-1708 (516 amino acids)
Biological process (GO): cholesterol catabolic process
Molecular function (GO): iron ion binding; heme binding; cholesterol 24-hydroxylase activity
Source: RefSeq, a predicted model, not a curated record